Molecule: messenger RNA, 6188 nt
Organism: Podarcis muralis (Common wall lizard)
Lineage: Eukaryota; Metazoa; Chordata; Lepidosauria; Squamata; Lacertidae
Gene: LMO7
Product: LIM domain 7
Biological process (GO): regulation of cell adhesion; regulation of signaling; actomyosin structure organization
Molecular function (GO): actin binding
Source: RefSeq, a predicted model, not a curated record
GGGGAAAGGGGCUGCAGUGGCGGCGGCGGCGAAAGUGCGCCUGAGGGGCCUCCGGUUGCGAGGCGCCGCAGCGCUCCAGCGCAAGAGGGUAAGGGCGCGUCGCGGCGGCGAGGGGGCUGAGGCGCGAGAGCGGCGUCGGCUGAGCCCCUCGCUUCUCUCUGAGCUCGGGAGUCCCGCCGCGCCUUCCUCUCUCUUGCCGGCCAUGGAGAGCAGAGAGGAUGCCGAGGGCGCCGGCAGCGGCGGCGGCGAGGGCGCCUUUGCCGAAGCUCGCCGCUGGGUGGAGGCAGCUACUGGGAAAAGUUUUGGAAAGAACGACUUCCGUGCUGCUUUGGAAAAUGGAGUCCUCCUGUGUGAUCUAAUUAACAAGAUCAAACCUGGCAUCAUUAGAAAGAUUAAUCGUCUGUCAACACCAAUAGCUGGUCUGGAUAAUAUAAAUGUGUUUUUGAAAGCUUGUGAAAAUCUUGGAUUAAAAGAAGCUCAGCUUUUUCAUCCUGGUGACCUUCAAGAUCUAUCUAAUCGAGUUACUGUCAAACCAGAGGAGACUAACAGAAGAGUGAAGAAUGUUUUGAUUACAUUAUAUUGGUUGGGCAGGAAAGCGCACAGCAACCCUUACUAUAAUGGCCCACAGCUAAAUUUAAAAGCCUUUGAGAAAUUACUAGGACAAGCCUUGACAAAGGCUCUUGGAGAAUCCAGCAGUCCCAAACGAAGUGGAAGGGAUAGCGGAUACGGAGAUAUUUGGUAUAUUGAACGCAGUGACUCACUUUCAUCAUCUAUCAGCCAUAAGAGAGACGAUUCCUUUGAUAGCUUGGACUCCUUUGGCUCAAGAUCUUCUGCAAGCUUUUCAUCAGACGUAACUUUGAAAGGUGGCAGUGAAGAUUGUGAAAGUGACACAGAUUCUGAAACACGCGCAAGAAUGCAUGAUCCCAGUAAAGAUGACAUGUCGUACCGCAGAGUUUCUUUGAUUGAACCCAAGCCUGCUGCAGAGUUCAAUCGUUUCUUACCCAGCAAAGCUAAACCACCAACAUACAUGCCAGCGCCCUUGCGGAAGAGAAGAACAGAGAAGAAUGAGGAUAACAGAAGAAGCUGGGCAAGUCCUGUGUUUACGGAGCCGGAUGGAACAUUUUCAAGUAACCAGAGAAGAGCUUUGCAGCGAGAGAUGGAAUGCCAUACAUCAGCUAACGUUCUUUCAGGCUUCUCCAAAUAUUUGGAGGAGGAGGAUGAAGAAGAAAAGACAAUGGGCACUCCAGACAUUGAAACAGAUGACCUUUAUGUUCGCAAAAUAAAUGCUGCAGUGUCAAACCCAAAACUUGCCUCUCAUAAGUUUCUUCCCAAGUCUUGGAUUCCAGGGGAAGAACUGCAGUGGAAAAAAGCGAAAAGGAUAUCUUUUUCCAAGCAAUGGUAUAAGGAUAUUCAAGGAUUCAGUAAAAGUGCAGAUUCUGAAGAGGAUCUUGCAAGAGUCCAGGCAAGCAACAGCCUGAGUAACUUGGGUAACAGUUGCAGAGAAGACUCAAACGGCAUUAAACAGACUGCGGAACGUGCUGCAAAAUUAGUACUACAAGCUGCAGAAGAAAACGUUAACUGUUCCUCUGAUCUACCAAGUCAGUUUUUAUUUCUGCGGGCACUGCAAAAAUAUUCUGACGACUACCUGUCCUCUGAAACUAGAACCAAAAUUGAUCCUUCUUCAGGGCCUAGGCUCAUAACAUGCAGGAAAAAAAAUUAUUUUAGGCCUGGAUGUGACCAAAGGGACAAUGAAAAUGGAGACAAUUAUCCAGAUUUGGAAAAUGAUGAUUUGUUUGUUCGUAAGACUGGUGCUUCCCAUGUGAAUCCGGUAAUCCUCCAAGGUUUUCAGUAUCUUAAGCAAGGUCCUCAGAUAGAAGGAGAGAUCGUUCUGCAACCCAGAGACGAUGAAACUGUAAUUCCAGAUUUGGAAAAAGAUGAUUUGACAGUUCGCAAAGCUCAGUUUCAGAAGAAAGAAGUGCCCUUAUCAGGUGCCCCAGAUAGAUACUGGCCUGCUCUCUUUCCGGAUCCUUGGAGUCUUCCACCAGAAAUCCAGGCCAAAUUUCUUUGUUUGCUUGAGAAGACAAACAAAGAUGAGAGACAAAGUGGUGGAAAGAUUUUAUCUCCUUCUUCACGGCAAAAGAAGGAUGAUAUGUUGACCCGCAAGAUGGAGCUGCUCAACGUAGGAGUCAAUGUGCAGCCCAUUAGUUUCUCUCCAGGAACAUGCAGCAAAGAAGACAUGGAAAAAUGGGAGGCAAUCAGAGAGGCCAGCAAAAUCAGGCACAAGAAAAGGCAAAUGGUUGAAAGGCUGUUUCAAAAGAUUACUGAUGAGCAUGGGAGCAAAUCCUUGAAUGAUGUCAGUGCAGAUGAGCUCCAAACGAUCCGUCAGUUGCGUUAUGAGGAGCUUCAGAGAAUAAGAUCUCAGCUACAAGAACAAGAUGAACAAUGGCAAGAUGAUUUGGCAAAAUGGAAAAGCCGUCGUAAAAGCCACACUUCUGACUUGCAAAAGAAAAAGGAGGAGAGAGAAGAAAUUGAGCGGAGAACUUCUGAGAGUUCCGAAAGACGCGGCAAAUCUCUGAGAGAAAUGCAGAGGGACAGGGAGGGCAGAGAUCAAGGGCUCUAUAGCAGCGCUGAGCAUCGAGCGGAAAACAGGCGAAUGUAUUUGUCAAACGACGAUGUGUUUAGUGGAGAGCAAAUUCCUUCAAGGCCUUCAAAAGAGCACCUUGUUGAAAACGAUGCUGCCGGCUCCUUGAAGAGUGAAGAAAACAGUCAAGAGAGCAAUAAAGGAACGGAGAGCUAUGCAAGAAUCGAAUCUCAAGCUCCACCUAAGAGUGUAGCAGAAGAAAAGCACCAGCCCCCUUUGUCAACAUAUCAUUCAGUAAAUGCACCAAUUGGGUCAGCUCGGGUUUCAGCUUCUCUCCCAAGAAGUUACCAGAAAACCGAUACGGCCAGACUAACGUCUGUGGUUACACCUAGGCCCUUUGGUGUCCAUUCGAGAGGAAUCUCAUCACUUCCUAGGUCAUUUACGAUGGAUGACGCCCCAAAAUAUAAUGGAGAAGUAGAUGUGUCCAAGAGAACUCAGUACGCAUUCACCAGCAAUUCACUUUCUAAGCCAGAAGCUGGACAAAGCCAAUCUAUAAGUGACCUAAGAAGUGCUGAGGACAAGACUUGGACAAGAUACUCAUCUGUUGAGGACAAGACAAAGACAAGACAAUCGCCUACAGAGAAUGCUGCCAUUGCAAGCGAAGGUGCAGAUGUUCAUCACUUGGGCCCUAAAUCAGAGCAUUAUACUACCCAUGACUCAGCUGCAGCUGGGUCUUCAGCAUCAGAACAAACAAGCCAUCCAGAGACUGAGGUUUCAAGAGCACAAGACCAGUACAGUGAUAUGAGAAUCAGUAUAAACCAGAGACCAGGUAGCAGUCGGAGUUUUGGGUUUGCAGUGCACCAGGAUCCUUCUGGAGUCUUCGUGAAGUCAAUAGAAGAAGGUAGCCCAGCAGACUUUUGCCAGUUGAAUGUUGAGGAUGAAAUCCUUACUCUCAAUGGCACAAAGGUUUCAGGUAUGGACCAGAGUCAGUGGGAAGCAGCCAUCGGCAGCUCACUAGAAACCGGAAACCUUGUCAUGGAUGUUAGGCGAUACGGCAAGAAGGACUGGGGCAAAGACCAGCCUUCCCUGCCAUAUGCAAGGCACAAAAUCCUCAAUCUCACCAGUAUGGCUACCAACAUUAUAGGUACACCUGAGAACAAAUGGAUUGAUGCGACAUCUGUGGACAGCACUUCAGCCAAAAGUCAAAGCAUAUCAGCACAAAAAGACUUGCACAACAAUUUUCAAAAUGAUGAUUCAGAAACAAAGAUCAAUGGAAUGCAAGGAGAUGUAAAUUCCAAUGAGAAAAAAGACACAGAACCCAUUUCUUUGAAAAACUUAAAAAGGCGAUCACAGUUUUUUGAACAAGGGUCAUCAGGUUUUUCUUACAAUUCAUGGGUCUACCUUUGUGGAGGCCCAGAGCCUGCCAUUCCUGAUCUCCCAGUUCCACCCAUCAGCGCUUCUAGCCGCUGGGCCUGGGAUCAAGAGGAAGAAAGAAAAAGACAAGAGAAAUGGCAAGCAGAACAGGAUCGCUUACUGCAGGAGAAAUACAGGCGCGAACAAGAGAGACUGAAGGAAGAAUGGCUGAAAGCUCAGAAAGAGGCUGAAAAGGAGAACUCCAAAUACUUAAAUGAGGAGGAGACUGUAUUAAAGUCAAAUACUGUGUCUGUAACUGCACAAGAACCUCCUGUUUCCACGUGGAGAGCAAAUGGAGAUCACAAGGCUGACUAUUCUGAUGCUGGUAGACGAUGGGAAGAAGAACGAGAACAGGAGAAGAAGGAAGAGGAAAGGAAACGUCUUGAGGAGGCCCAGAGGCUGGAAGAAGCAGCAACUGUGUUACAAAUAGAACAAGAGAGGAAGCGCCAAGAACUAGAACGUGAGAAGGAACGAAAUGUGUGCUAUGCAGAGGAGCCGAGGUAUCAGGAAGCAGCAGAACAGAAAUUGCAGGUUGAACAAGUCAAGGAAACUUCGAUACAGAGGCCCCAGUAUCAAAGGCAUUUUGAAACACCAAGAAAUUCUGAUGAACCAACAGGCUACUUCAGUACUAACAGAAGUAAAUCCAGAUCAACUCCAGAUCUAGAUGAUCAUCAUGCAAAUAGAAAUGGCAUGAAGAGCAAACUUUCCGAGCAGUCCUCAAAUGCUGGUGACUCACAGAAGAGAUCUCAGAAAGAGCAUGGCUUGUCCCCAGCUGAGCUGGAAAGACAGCAGAUCCUUCAGGAAAUGAGAAAGAAGACAUCCCUACACACCGACAACAGCUGGAUCAGACAACGCAGUUCCAGUAUGCACAAAGAGCCUGUUAGUCUUAUUGGCACUAGAAUGAGGAGAGGUGAGAGUUUGGAUAACCUUGAUUCUUCAAGAACAAAUUCCCGGAGGCCUCAUUCUUGGAUGGGCCAGUCUGGAUCUUCACUCUCUUUAUCAUCUAGUCAAGAUUUUAGUCACCAUGUGCCUCCUGUAGUCUCCACUUCAAAUCGUGCCUACAUGCGCAUACCCUCUUCCAGCCUGCCAUCUCCUUCGGCCAGUUCCAUGAAAACUUCAUCCUUGCCUCAUGUUCUUCCAUCUGCGCAAUCUCCUGUUCCCCGUUCUCAGUCACCAACUUCUGCUUCCCAGUCUGGAACUCAGCAACGCAGCAGGUCGGUCAGUGGAAAGCGAGUGUGCUCAUACUGUAGAAACGUUCUGGGCAAAGGAGCAGCCAUGAUCAUCGAAUCUCUUGGUCUUUGCUAUCAUUUACAUUGUUUUAAGUGCAAUGCUUGCGGGUGCGACCUUGGGGGCUCUCAGGCCGGAACGGAAGUCCGGAUCCGAAACAAUGAACUCUUCUGCAAUGACUGCUAUCUCAGAUUUAAGACUGGACAGCCAACCAUUAUGUGAUAGAAGCCUUAAUAUGAAACCACUGCUACAGAUAGAGGAGGAAGCUGCUGCUGUAGAUCUAUAAAUAUAUUUUGUGUGUGUGGUUUUUAAAAAAUAUUUUUGCCUGUCUAGCUCAUGUAGAAAAUUCAUGGUAUCUUUUAUUAUACUUAUAUGGAGCUAUUUAUGAGAAGGUAAUCACAAAUAAAUAAAACAGAGUGCUUUAAGUUCAAUGUAUAAUUCCAUCCUUAUAUAUAUCUACACACACAUACAAAAGGGAGAAAAGCAUUUAAUUGGGUAAUUUAAAAAUGUUGGAGACUUGCGAGGAAAUAGCUUUAAUUUUCCAAUCAUAUAUGAGGAGGCUUUUUAAUGUUCUUAAAUGAGCAUUACUGAAAUAACAAGUAUGUAUUCGUAACCGCAGUUUCUACAUCUGAUGUAUAUGCUAUCAAGUUCUGCAGGAUAUUAUGAAAUUGCGUUCAAAGACAUACAGGUGGCUGCUGUCUAUAUUUGAGUUACUAAGCUUAUGUAAUAUUAUCGUUUUUAAAACUAAAAUGUAAACUUCAGUCUGCUUUUGCCUGGGAUUCAAUAUUUCAUUGUGCUUUAAUAGUUAUAGCCAGUCGGGGAAAUUAUUUCUGAGGCGUUCUUUCUUUUCAUGUUUGAGAAAUGUAACUCUACUUGCACCUCAAACAAGUUAAUAAGACUGAGCAUUUCCCCCCUUCUGUUGACUUAUUUUGUAUUUGUAAAUAAAGUUGCUGAUACUGCACUUGAA